AUGAAUGCUCAUGCAGUUGUUCCGAAUGUGCCCUAUAAAACUAUAGCUCUUUCAGCCAAUAAUGGUGCUUGGAUCCUUUGCGCAACUGAAGCAACUACUAAUGCUGCCUAUAGUAUAAGACUUGCGCCACCAUCCUCUGAGCUUUCUUAUCCUCCGUUCGGCACGUCUAUUAAAGGGAAAGGUCUAUCCAACAAUAGUGGAUACGGAUUUAUUGUUGGUAUAUACGACAAAACUGCCGAUAAAAUUUACCCAGAUACACAAUGUGGAAAUCCAAAUUAUGCUUGUUAUGCUGAUGACACUUUGGCCACAGGACCUAGCACCAACAUUUGUGUCGUCAUUGCAAACCCUACGUACAACAACGUGAUUCUUAAUGUCGUUGUUAGUUUCGCGAAGGAAAGCCCCUUCAUUACCAACGAUGUCAAUUCAAAUGCAGAUUUCUUCAAUUUUGGUGUUACGGAUAUUCCCGCUAAUGAAACAAUAACUAUCAACUACAAGGACUAUGUUACAACUGCUCAAUUGAGCAAAAGAUAUUAUAAAAAUUAA
This is a messenger RNA of Entrophospora candida, 543 nucleotides long. NCBI's taxonomy places the organism in Eukaryota, Fungi, Glomeromycota, Glomeromycetes, Entrophosporales, Entrophosporaceae. The record is from the annotation of a GenBank genome assembly.